Nannospalax galili (Upper Galilee mountains blind mole rat) is the source of this 1796-nucleotide messenger RNA. RefSeq names its product coiled-coil glutamate rich protein 2 (gene Ccer2). NCBI's taxonomy places the organism in Eukaryota, Metazoa, Chordata, Mammalia, Rodentia, Spalacidae. The record is from RefSeq and is a predicted model, not a curated record. The coding region runs from base 826 to 1605 and encodes 259 amino acids. The transcript has 5 exons.
UCUAAGCCAGCCAGUGCUACAUAGGGGACCCUGUCUUAAAAAACAAAACAAAAAGCUACUUGGGCUAGGGACUUGGCUUAGUGAAUGAAGUGCUUUCUAUGCUAGUAUGAAAACGAGUUCAAAUCCCACAUAAAAGUUGGGCCCUGUAACCCAAGCCCUGAGAGGGACAGAGACAGUGGGUCCCAGGGGCUUGCUGACCAAUGCAUCUAGGAGGGGAGCUGCAGACUCAGUGAGAGACCCUGUCUCAAAAAUUGGGUGGGGCAGCAGAGGACACCUGACCCACACAUAACACCCCCCCCCAACACACACACCUCAGGUGGAGGAUUGGCUGCAGCCCUGUACAGUUCCCAGUGCUCAGCACUGCCCAAGCUCUAUUUCAUCUUCAUUCCAAAUCCCUGGAGUGAGUUGCAUCCAAAAUUUCUACAUGUGGGAACACAUCUUAAGCAACUGUCUUGGUGAAUAGUGGAGCUUGGCUAGCAUGUCACUCCCACCCCUGGGGAAGUGGAUUUAGAAGACUUCCAGAUGAGGAAACAGCUCGAGGAGACCUGCCCCCGCCCAGGUCUUCUCAGAUAAGAGCCUCUGGGGAGAGGCAGUCGGAACUCCUGAGCCAGAGCGGAGCUGGAGGGACCCAUACUUGGGUGUGGGUCUCCAUGAAUAAUUGAGGGUCUUGGAGUGCCCUGCCAGCUGUCGCCUCUCCGUGAGCGUGGGCUGGGGAGGGGGUGUCGGUGACGUCAUUUCCUCCCCCUGCGGGCCCACCGCACCUGAAUUAAAAAGCGCUGGCACCGCUGGCUGCUCAGCGGAGGACCUGGGUCCGAACACACCAAGAUGCCACGCCGUGCACCUGUCUCACAGGCACUGCUCCCGCUGCUGGCGCUGCUGCUGGGGGCCGCCUCUGCUUCUCCCCUGGCGCCCAGACCCUCCAAGGAGGAGCUGACUCGAUGUCUGGCAGAGGUGGUCACGGAGGUGCUGACACUGGGCCAGGCCCAGAGAGGCCCCUGCAUGGCUCUGCUCCACAAAGAGAUGUUCGAGACAGAGCACCAUGGCUGCAUGUCCCCUGAGAAGGGGUUGCUAGGUGGGGACUUCAAGAAGCAGGAGGUUGGAAAGAUGAGGUCCAGCCAGGAGAUAAGGGAUGAAGAAGAGGAAGAGGCAGCAGAGAGAACCCAGGUACGAGAACAGGAUGUCCACACACAGCUCCACAGCCGGCUCCACCAGGAAGAGGAGGAGAGCCGGCCAGUGGAAACCUUUGAGCAUCUGUGGAAGGACCAUCUAGAGAGAGCCAGGGGUCCCCAGAAGCGGGUGGCUGAGGCAGCCAGUGAUGAGGAGACAGCACAGUUCGAGGCAGAGGAUAAGGGAAUGCAGUUGCUGGGCAGGGGCCACAGUCUGUGGAAGGGGGCUGAGAGGGUUGGACGGGAGAAGCAUGGAGAGUCUGCACACCAUCAGCACCAGAAGGAGCAGCCAGACACAGAGGCAAAGGAGAAAGAGGAAGCAGAGGAGGAAGAGGCUUCGGAGCAGGAGGAACACGACGUGGAGCGAUUGGAGCGCAUGCAAGACCAGCUCAAGAAGGCCACAGCCAUGCUGGGGGAGGCGCUUGGGAGGGAAGGCUGACCCCACCCCCAGCUGCCUCCUGUCCAACCUACCCUAAAGCUCAGGACUGUUGACCCCAGAGCCCCUACUUCACCUGGCACCCUGCUUCCAACCCCAACUGGCAGGGACUUGGAAGCACCGAUGUGCCUUGGAAGCAUCCCUGAGUGAAUAAAGUGCAAAGAAAACAACCCUGGCUCACACUUGGCCUUGGA